This is a messenger RNA of Paraglomus occultum, 3537 nucleotides long. Lineage: Eukaryota; Fungi; Glomeromycota; Glomeromycetes; Paraglomerales; Paraglomeraceae. The record is from the annotation of a GenBank genome assembly.
AUGGGCCGCAAAGACUUUAUUGAAGACGUCAGAAAGCUUAAAGAAUACUUUCGCGGUUUAAACUCAAAAGCAAGCGCUUUAGUGAAAGGAUUCGACUUCCAGGAUCCAGAAUUGAGCUUUCGAUUCUCGCCUAAAUUAGGAAGACCGUUUACUGUUAAAUUCUAUGUUAACGACAACUCUCUGACAUCGUAUCCAGCGAAAUUCAGCGGAAUGUUGUGUGUGGAUGACGCGAAUGAAACAGCAAAUGCCGCGGCUGCACGUUUACAAAAGAUUCAAGAAGACCUUCACGACAAACCCGUUUCCUUGGUUAUUGCCCGCCUUGUAAAAGAACUCUGCGAUCUAUUCAAGAUGCAAGUGCCCAGGGAUCUCCAAGUAAAUGCGUUAAAAAAGUUUGCGCUGGCACGACCAACGCUGCUACCAGUUCCAUCCGUAUCGGCGUCCACGUCGACGUCGUCAUCGUCAAAAACGGCCUCUACUCCUGCUACCAUCUUGGCGAGAGAUAUUUUGGAAGCACGACAUUUUAACUAUCACGCAGAGUUACUUUGCUCGGAUGAAAUUGGAUUCAAGGUAGUCGUUUCGAUUCCAGUCUCUAGACUUGGCCUGAGCUUUGAAGCUUAUGAAGCAUGGAAUCUUAUUCCUACGCGUCAUCUAGUAUGCACGAUACAAUUCUCACCCAACUAUAUUGACUUGCAAGAAACAGUAACCAAUGCACUCAACAAGAAGGCUUACUUAAUAGGCGAGCGUGGAUUUAUAGACAUCAAAGAGGAGUUAAAGAAACAAUUUCCAGCACAUUUCACAGUAGUCACCUCGGAAUGUAAGCGAGGCAUGGCUAGUCAAAUGCAGAAUAACAAAGAGGAAGUCGAAAAUGAUCACUUUAUUCUAUCAUGGACACUAACCGAAUUGCUGCGUAGCAAAUUCUUUGACAUGUUAUGUGAUCGCGUCUGGUUUGGACUAGGAUGGGCUGAGGACUGUUUGCAUCAGGAUCAACAAUACCACCAACAACUACGUCAUCUUGAUGAGGAAGAAGUGGAAGAAGCAACUGCGUCCACCAACCGCAAUUUCCUUCUCCUGGUACUUAGAUAUUUGCGGCGACGUAUUCUAUUAUCGACCAAUUAUUGCCUGACGUGUCAUUACCCUCAUACGGAAUCUAUCACAUCCAUCAGACCGUUCGUGUGUGGAGCGGCAUUAUGUCAACAUCAAGCACUUGUUGGCCUGGGAAAUCUUUUUGAAGCCGCCCUAGUAAAUAGUCCCGUGGUAGUGGAUCUAUUAAUAUCACUCUGCUACGUAGCUCUAUCAGCUCACAACUUGAAUCCCUUUCCGUCCAAGGGAAUCGGAGCUACUAUUUCAACAAAGAGCACGGUUGAAAACUCACUCUACGUCGAGUGGGGCGACACACAGGGUAUAAUCGGUGGUACUACCGAAAGAGGAUAUGAAGCAUACGGUUGGAGGACAUUUGACAAUCAAGUGCAAGUGAACGACCUGUUGGAAAUUUACAGUCCGGAAACCGGUCAACCGUUUUCAGUGAAUAGAUGCAGUUCUCCGUCUGCCGUACGAGUUUUGGAUGUGCAACCUCAUUGUCUCGUUCUCGACUGUCAAAUUGUUAUCUCUUCGACAAUUGCGCCAAGUAAGCCAGUCUAUCUGCCGUUCAAAGUGUGUCGCCGAGAAGAGCUUAAUUUUCUCAAUCAUGAUGAAACACCUAAUUACGAGUUAUUAAAAGAGAAGAUUAAUUUGCUGCCGCCAGUCAAUGAGAUGGUGCAGUACGCUCAGAAGAAUUCGUUAAAGGCGGAUUUGGAUAAAAUCGAUUCCCUAUGUUUUCCUCUACUCUCGUGGAUUAUAUCGUCUAAUAGGACUCAUCUUCGUCUGUUAGAGUCUGACGACGAAAAAGUGCAAUAUAGUGAUCCUGCUAAUACAUACAGCAGCUGGAAGCAGUUUAUUAUGAUUAUGAGUUCACCUGAAAAAGAGGAGAAGUUUCAAAAGGAAAAACAAAGAUUGAGAGAUGAGAGGCGAGGGCAAACGCUUGGUGAAUUGUUUGCAUUCCACGGCUCUCCAUUGACUAACUGGCAUUCCAUUAUUAGAACUUCGCUUAAUUACAAUAAAGUAACCCAUGGAAGAGCGUUUGGCGAUGGUGUAUAUCACUCACUCCAAGCAGCGACUUCAGCAUCAUACGCUCACAACAAUUACUAUGGGAGAACUGAUGGCGGGUCUUGGAAAAAUUCCUUACUCAUUGUUCAAAAAUGUAUUGCGCUCUGCGAGAUAGUGAACCGACCAUCACAAUUCACGAGCACAAGCCCUCAUCUCGUCGUCAAAGACGAGUCUUGGAUUACAACACGCUACUUGUUUGUAGAUUGUCAACGAGAUCCCUAUGAUCAACAAAUUUCGGAUGAUGAUGAUGGCUUGGCAUCCACGCCUUUGACGUCAUUUUCACGCUCGCUUUCUCAAAUGGCACAGAAAACGCGCAAGCAACCGGAGCGUAUUACUCUUGAUCUUCAUUAUUGCCCAGUGUGGCUGAAUAAUAAGGCUCUCCAAAUUCCCAAACGUGAUUUUGCUAUAAUUUCGGCCGCUACACCAUCAGGCAGCAGUCAUAGAAAAGGACAGUUUCAACACGAUCAAAGCACGCUGUUGACUGCAGCUGGCGUUACGGGACAUGAAUCCAGCGGGUUAAUGUUUGAUGCAAUAGAUUGUGAUACCGAUUCAACUAUUUCAGAGGAAGAAUAUUCGGAUAAUGGCGCGUUUUCAGAUGUAAAAAAAGGAAAAGGCAAAGCUAAACAAGAGAGUGAUGACGAUGAAGAGGAGGACGACGAAGAUAACUACGGCUCUGACGAUGAUAUGGACACUGAUGAUUUUGCGGAUACUAUGGAUUACGAUGAUGAUAUGUACUUUAGAGACGAACCGCAAAAGCCUCCAGUACCAGUGAUCGAAAUAGAAGAUGAUGGAUUUGAUCCAACCUUGCUACCUCUUCCCGAGGAGUCUUCAACAACCGCCACUCGUCGCAUUUGCCAAGAGUUGAGGGUGAUUAUCAACAAACAGGACGAUGCAUCAAACGAUUGUGGUUUUUAUGUAAAUUUGGAGAAGCUUAAAUCAGUUUAUCAAUGGGUUGUCGAAAUCAGUAACUUUGAUCCUUCUAUACCGCUUGCACAAGAUAUGAUACGCCACAAGGUAAAAGCCAUCGAGCUAGAAGUAAGAUUUGCACCUCAAUACCCAUUCUUGCCUCCGUAUGUCCGAGUUAUAAGGCCAAGACUGCUGAGGUUCAUGGACGGUGGUGGCGGACACGUAACUGCUGGCGGAUCGAUUUGUAUGGAUCUGCUGACGCUCGGCAAUGGUCGUAACGAGUGCGGUUGGUCGUCUGCAUAUACAAUGGAAGCGGUCUUGUUACAAAUUAAGUUGGCGUUAAGCUCUCUUGAUCCACGACCAGCGAGACUCGAUCGUCGAUGGCAAAAGGAUUACAGUCCAAGUGAAGCAAUUGAUGCGUAUAUUCGCGUGGCUAAUCAGCAUGGGUGGAAGAUUCCUGACCAAUGGCAGCGAUUGUUUGGCCAUUAG